Messenger RNA from Lachancea meyersii CBS 8951, 1548 nucleotides. The record is from the annotation of a GenBank genome assembly. NCBI's taxonomy places the organism in Eukaryota, Fungi, Ascomycota, Saccharomycetes, Saccharomycetales, Saccharomycetaceae.
AUGAGCUACGUACGUCGAGAUUCCAGCGGGUCUUUCACGACGUCUGGUGUUAUGCACCAUCAGAGUAAGCUAGAUGUGUUCAUCAUAAAAGCUCAUCGGUUGGUGUCGAACAACGCAGUGAUCAAUGGUGAGGACGUCAGCGUGCUCAACACUGCGUCGAGCUCGCCAAGAUCAGGCGGGCCGGUCAAUGGAUCGUCGCCACACAACGAUUUGACGCUUUUCCAACGUCUCUCUCAGCUAUACAACGCAACAAUCUCUACCAGCCUCCUGGACGACACCUCUACAUCGCCCAAAUCUGCCAUUGAGCUGUACCAGCGGUUCCAGCAAAUCAUGAAGGAGCUGGAGCUCAGCUACGACGUAAGCCCUUACGGUAAGUACUUCCGAAAACUCGACAACGGCAUGUGGCAGAUCAAAGACGACUCCGAGCUCGUCAGCGACCAACUGUGGCAGCUGGUAUCGGUGUCGAUCAGUACCGUGUACGACUCCAAGACCGGCCAGAUGCUGAACCAAAAUAGACGCCGCGUCAACAGCAUGGCCACGUCGACCAAAAACUCCCCAUCUGAAGUAAUCGACAACACGCUGCCGCAGCAAUUACAAAAAAGACUCCAGAAACUGCAACAAGACAGCAGGCAAAACUUUUACUCGACGUCCCCGGCGAGCCCCUCCGUGGUAUCGAAUGGCAAUGGAAUUCGCUCAAUACACAGCAAUGCAUCCAGCGGCAGAGAAGCCUCCAUGAACUCUGCUACCGCUAUGAAUUCCGGCUCCGCCAUAAACACCAACGGCAUAAGUGGCGCCGCGGGCGUCAAUAACAACAUGAACAACAAUAUGAAUACCAAUAUGAACGCCAACAUCAAUUCCGGCGUGAAUCCCAGCAUGAAUUCAAAUGUGAACUCUAGCAUGGAUCCUAGCAUGAACUCCAACAUCAACUCAAGCAUGAAUCCCAACAUGAAUUCCAAUUUCAAUGCCAACAUGAAUCCCAAUUUCAACACCAACAUGAACCCUAAUAUGAACUCCGCCAUGGGUUCCAACAUGAACACUAACAUGAAUCCCAACAUGAACUCCAACAUGACUCCCAACAUGAACUCCAACAUGACUCCCAACAUGAAUACCGACAUGAACGCCGAUAUGAAUGCCGAUAUUGGCACCAACCUCAAUCCUAAUCUGAACAACAUGAAUUUGGCUCUGAACAUGGGUCUGGACGCUCUCUCCGGGAACCCACAGGGAAAACGCAAAUAUGUUGGCGUAGGUACGCCAGACCAAGAUGCUGUGGAUGAGCUGCUACAGCUGGCCACCAAAAAGGCCAAGACAGACCUACCCACCAUCGAAGAAGAUAUACCGCAACCGACAGUGUCGAUGCGCACCAGCAACAACGCCGCUGCUUCGGGAGUCUACGAACGUCUGAUACAGGAAAAAGAUCUUAGAAUCAAGCAGCUAGAGUCAGAUCUCGAAGCUCAGAGACAAGAAACGCAUUGGCUGCGAAAAAUGUUGCUCGAAGAUUUGGCAUGCGUACGCAGCAUGCUACAUAAGGAAAGUCGGAAUCGGCCUUGA